This is a messenger RNA of Periophthalmus magnuspinnatus, 1420 nucleotides long. RefSeq names its product carbohydrate sulfotransferase 11-like. Gene Ontology annotation, biological process: carbohydrate biosynthetic process; proteoglycan biosynthetic process. Gene Ontology annotation, molecular function: sulfotransferase activity. Bases 354 to 1415 code for a protein of 353 amino acids. The transcript has 4 exons. Gene Ontology annotation, cellular component: membrane. NCBI's taxonomy places the organism in Eukaryota, Metazoa, Chordata, Actinopteri, Gobiiformes, Gobiidae. The record is from RefSeq and is a predicted model, not a curated record.
GCCACAGUCCUCCGUGUUCAGCGGAGAGAAGUUUGUGUUGCGUCGACCAACUCUUUUUACGCACCGCUCCCGAAAAGGCUACAACGACACUUUUCACUUUUUAAUUAGUGCUUAUAUUUGAUUUCGUUCUUGAAUACCUUUAUCAGUUUUAUCACUUUUUAAAAUCUGGAUAAAUUCACCGCUAUUUUCGUUAUUCAUCAAGCGGGUUGUUCAUCCGCCUUUUCUUUAUUUUAUCCGGCUCCUAUUGGUUGAAUGCGUCGUUGCCAGUGCGUAAUCGUCAUGACUCUGUAGUUGUUAUAAGUUUGAUCUUUAUCUUCUCACAUUUUUCGCAUGAAGUUGUCUCGUAUGAACCGAUGCGAAGUAACGGAGAGGGGUCGGGGGCAGAGCCGGGCUUCACUAUGAGGAUGCCCAGGGGAGGACUCCUGUUCCUGGCCACGCUCCUGGGCUCGCUCUGUCUGCUCGUCCUCUACUUUCAGAGCGUCACCAAACCAGAUACAGUUGUGAACACUAGCAAAAGGCCAGCGGGGAAAAGUCGAAGGACUCCACUCCAGACUCUGUACAAUGGAGAUCAGUCGGAGAUGCUGACUGCUCAGAGGUCCCUCCAAGGGCGUCGGGAGCUGCUGGAGCAGGCCUGUCUGAGCCAUACCAAGAAGCGGCGCGUACUCUCCCCGAGCGAUCUCAAACACCUCAUUGUGGAUGACAAACACAGCCUUAUAUACUGCUAUGUACCCAAGGUAGCAUGCACAAACUGGAAGCGCGUCUUGAUGGUCCUGAGCAGUGACGGCCUCUACACAGACCCUUUGUCCAUCCCGGCCAGCGAAGCCCAUGUCCCGGCAAACCUGCGCCGCAUGUCUGACCUCUCCGUCUCCGAGAUCAACCAGCGCCUCCGCUCCUACCUCAAGUUCCUAUUUGUGCGCGAGCCUUUCGAGCGCCUGGUGUCCGCUUACCGCAACAAGUUCACCCGCAGCUACAACACGGCUUUCCACAAACGCUACGGCACCAAAAUCAUCCACCGCCACAGACCGAAUCCCCAACCGGAGGCUCUGGAGAAGGGGAAUGACGUGUCGUUUUUAGAGUUUGUGCAGUAUCUCGUGGACCCCAGAACGCAGAGGGAGGACUUUAAUGAGCACUGGGAGCGAGUUCACUCUCUCUGUCAUCCCUGUUUGAUUCACUAUGACGUGGUGGGGAAGUACGAGACUUUAGAGCCGGAUGCCCAGGCCGUGCUAAAACUGGCCGGAGUUGAUCAGACAAUCCAAUUCCCAACGUCUCACAAGAGCACGCGAACUGACGGAAACAUGGCUGCCGGAUUUUUCCAGGACAUCAGCCCCUUCUACCAAAAGAAACUGUUUAACCUGUACCGCAUGGACUAUCUGCUCUUUAAUUACUCCACUCCAGGGUAUCUCAGAACUAGAUGAGGGAG